GUCAAGUGUGUGUGUAUGUGUGCGUGUGUAUCUGACGUACGUCCAAAAAUCUGAAGUCAUUCUAUAACAUUUGUUCGAUACAUACUGUUCAACUCAAACUGGUGCGAUUUGAUACUCGUUUAAGUUAGUUUUGCAGGAUUUUUCCCGUCGUGUAAAAUGGAAGAGUUGGGCAUUAUUCUGCCCGAUAAGGAUGUGGGUGAAAUUGACUGUAAGCCAGUUACCGGUCACUACACAGGAGCUGGGGAUGAACUGGAUGUCGAAGAUCUUUAUACUAAAUAUAAGAAAUUGCAAAGGCUGCUGGAAUUUCUUGAAGUGCAAGAAGAAUACAUCAAAGAUGAACAACGCAAUCUAAAGAAAGAAUAUUUGCACGCUCAAGAAGAAGUUAAACGUAUCCAAAGUGUACCUUUGGUCAUUGGACAGUUCUUAGAGGCUGUUGAUCAGAACACUGGCAUAGUGGGAUCUACAACAGGCUCAAAUUAUUAUGUACGGAUUUUGUCUACCAUAGACAGAGAACUUCUGAAGCCUUCCGCCAGUGUAGCACUUCACAAGCAUAGCAAUGCUUUGGUGGAUGUGCUGCCACCAGAAGCUGAUUCUAGUAUUUCUAUGUUACAAGCAGAUGAGAAACCUGAUAUUCAGUACAGCGAUAUAGGUGGAAUGGACAUGCAGAAACAAGAGAUCAGAGAGGCAGUAGAGCUUCCUCUUACUCAUUUCGAAUUGUAUAAACAGAUCGGUAUUGAUCCGCCGCGAGGUGUACUCAUGUAUGGACCACCUGGUUGUGGAAAAACUAUGUUGGCUAAGGCUGUUGCUAGACACACUACUGCUGCUUUCAUUCGCGUAGUUGGUUCUGAAUUUGUGCAAAAAUAUUUGGGCGAGGGACCGAGAAUGGUGCGUGACGUGUUUCGCUUGGCGAAGGAGAACUCGCCGGCUAUAAUAUUUGUCGACGAAAUAGACGCUAUUGCUACAAAGAGAUUUGACGCUCAGACUGGGGCGGAUCGUGAGGUGCAACGUAUUCUUUUAGAGUUACUCAAUCAAAUGGAUGGUUUCGAUCAGACAACCAACGUUAAAGUUAUUAUGGCCACGAAUAGAGCGGACACGUUGGAUCCUGCAUUGCUUCGUCCUGGUAGAUUGGAUCGGAAGAUUGAGUUUCCGCUACCCGAUCGUCGACAGAAGCGCUUAAUUUUUUCCACCAUCACCGCGAAGAUGAACUUGAGCGAAGAGGUGGAUCUCGAGGAUUACGUGGCACGGCCGGACAGAAUAUCCGGUGCCGAUAUCAACGCCAUUUGUCAAGAGGCGGGGAUGCACGCCGUCCGUGAAAAUCGUUACAUAGUUUUAGCCAAGGAUUUUGAAAAGGGUUAUAAAAACAAUAUUAAGAAAGAUGAAUCUGAACACGAAUUCUAUAAGUAAAUUUAAUAUAUUUGUGUGUGUCCUUUAAUCAUUAUACAUUUAUUCAUCACUUACGGUAUACGUAUGUAACUAACAUAUGCAUAUUAUAUACAAACAUUACGAGAUUAAACUGGUGACUAAUUACACUAAUGUGUUCUCUCUCUCUCUCUCUCUCUCUCUCUUCUGAUUCUCUAUGAUAUCCAGUCUCUUUGUUGUGUUAUCUAUGUAUUUAUAGCCUAAUAUAAUCAAAGAUUUUUAUAGAUAUUUAAUAAUAGAGAGAGUUUUCUUUUUUCUUGAAAAAUUGUUUUAAUGAUAUUCACUUUUUUCUGUCUCUCUUGCAAAAAUACACGUGCAAACUUGGUUAUAAUUUUUUAAUUGCGGAACUUACAUAUAUAUGUGUAUACAAACGAAUAAGUUUUCAUUAUGUCGCAUUCUUUAAAUAAUCACGACGACAAUUGUUUUUACAAAACUCAACACGAAGAAGCUUCGAAUUCGGACGAGCACGGAAGAAAGAAAGAAUCAAUCACACUGAAACUUUUGAAAACUAUUUUUGAAUUUACAUUAAGAAAAAUGGAAUUAGCGGUAAUCGAUGAUAAGUCAUCACUGAUGUGUAUUUGAUAUUGUAAUAAAUUUACACACGAUUGUA
Pseudomyrmex gracilis is the source of this 2029-nucleotide messenger RNA. It is a transcript of the gene Rpt3, whose product is annotated as 26S protease regulatory subunit 6B. Gene Ontology annotation, cellular component: proteasome regulatory particle, base subcomplex. Bases 157 to 1404 code for a protein of 415 amino acids. Gene Ontology annotation, biological process: proteasome-mediated ubiquitin-dependent protein catabolic process. Lineage: Eukaryota; Metazoa; Arthropoda; Insecta; Hymenoptera; Formicidae. Gene Ontology annotation, molecular function: ATP binding; ATP hydrolysis activity; proteasome-activating activity. The transcript is spliced from 6 exons. The record is from RefSeq and is a predicted model, not a curated record.